This is a messenger RNA of Triticum dicoccoides, 816 nucleotides long. RefSeq lists its product as uncharacterized. Lineage: Eukaryota; Viridiplantae; Streptophyta; Magnoliopsida; Poales; Poaceae. The coding region runs from base 54 to 671 and encodes 205 amino acids. The transcript is spliced from 2 exons. The record is from RefSeq and is a predicted model, not a curated record.
GUGCACCACGAAAUUAACCCCGGUUCACUCCGAUCAUCAUCCAUCCACCACCGAUGGCCCGACGCCGGAGCAGCGGCGGCAUCUCGUCCGCGCUGAGCCUGGGGCUCGCCGUGAUGGCCGUCACAUGGGCGACGUCCACGGCGCAGCAGCAGCAGCAGCAACCGCCGGCCGUGCCAAGCGUGAGCGUGCCGAGCUGCCCGCCGGUGCAGGCCUCGCUGUCGCCGUGCGUGAGCUACUUCAUCGGCAACUCCUCGCCGCCGUCCGACGCGUGCUGCAGCCAGAUGCAGGCCAUGUUCCAGUCGCAGGCGCCCUGCCUCUGCGCCGCCGUGUCCGCCGUGCCCGCCCAGCUCGGGUCCGUGGUCGGCGGCCUGCUCCCCACCGCCUGCAACCUGCCCCCCAACGCCUGCUCCGCCGUGACAGGGACCUCGAGCUCUGCUCCGGCUGGUGGCGCAGCGGCGCCGUCGUCGUCGGGGACACCUACUGAUGCUGCUGCGGCUGCGCCGGUGACCGGUCCGGCUGAUGCGAACCCGGCUGGCACGCCUUCCGGUGGUGGGGUGAAGUCGGUUCCGGGGACGGUAGAUUCGGCUGCCGUUGAGUGCAAGGGGACCUCCGCUGCCGUCGUCGUCCUGGCCAUGGCUGCCUCGUUCCUAGUAGCUGCUUCUGUUUUCUGAUCUCAUUGUGUGAUUCCGGCCGGGGUUUGCUGUGAGCUUAUCUCACGAUUAGAUACUCAGUUUAUCAUUGAUCUGAUCCAGUGCGCAUCAGCGUUGUGACUUCUUUUUUAUUGGUUAUCAUCCCCAAUGCACAUCAGAGUUGUCA